Molecule: messenger RNA, 390 nt
Organism: Heterotrigona itama
Lineage: Eukaryota; Metazoa; Arthropoda; Insecta; Hymenoptera; Apidae
Source: the annotation of a GenBank genome assembly
AUGCACAACGUAUGCGUGAAAUUCGUAGAACCGAUCGGGACGAAGGCGCCGGCGUUUACGAGCGAAUUAAGGGGCGGUUGGCUGAGGAAGAGAGCGAAGUCCAGCGCCGUCCUGUCGUGCCCGGCUCAGGGGCACCCUGUGCCCAAACCGGUCGGAAGCAAAGCGCCGGCGUUGACGGGCGACUUGAAGGGUGGCUGGAAGGAGAAGGCUCACGACUCGACAGUCGUUUUGUUCUGCCCGGCGCAGGGUUAUCCCGUGCCCAAUCCCAUCGGUAGCAAAGCACCGGCGUUGAUCGGUGAAAUGAAACGCGGUUGGAAAGAGACCGGCGCCCCGUUCAGCGUGGUGUUGACGUGCCCCGCGCAGGGAUAUCCUGUACCCAAUUAUAGGUAA